This is a messenger RNA of Seriola dumerili (greater amberjack), 3912 nucleotides long. It is a transcript of the gene cyld3, whose product is annotated as ubiquitin carboxyl-terminal hydrolase CYLD-like. The record is from RefSeq and is a predicted model, not a curated record. The transcript is spliced from 17 exons. Gene Ontology annotation, cellular component: cytosol. The coding region runs from base 101 to 3055 and encodes 984 amino acids. Gene Ontology annotation, biological process: positive regulation of extrinsic apoptotic signaling pathway; protein K63-linked deubiquitination; necroptotic process. Gene Ontology annotation, molecular function: K63-linked deubiquitinase activity; cysteine-type deubiquitinase activity. NCBI's taxonomy places the organism in Eukaryota, Metazoa, Chordata, Actinopteri, Carangiformes, Carangidae.
UUUAAAUGUGAGGGGAAAUAUUGAGGGUAGGCGUCGAUGAAGUUGGAAAAUUAUGCUUUAAUUCUCAUGUGAACCAGCUACAUAUUAGGACACUUAAAAGAUGUCAGGGGCUCAUGAGCAGAAUAGGAAACGCCGCCCCCCCAAAAUGUUCUUGAUCACGGCCGACGUCAAGGUGCAGGACCAGCUGGAAGGUACCAUUCGACUGCAGCGGGGGUUCAUCUGCCAGGAGCAGGACUUGAGCAAGAGCAGAGGGGACUACCUUUGGGUCAAGGUGUUAGACAAUGGUACCAUGGUCAAAUUAGAAAGGAAGUUCUUGCAAGAAGUCCCGAGUGACCUCAGCGGUCUGUUGGAGCCAGUAUCUGAUCUGGACGCUCGCCUAAAGCUUCUAACCAACCCCAGGAAGCUGCAGCAGUUUGCGUCUUUGCCCCUCGAUACCCCGCUGUGGGUCCACAUGGGCCAACAGGGCGAGCUGGCAGAGGCGGAGCUUAAAUACAUAGGUCCACUGACCAGAGGGAGCAGCCCAGUGUAUUUUGGGGUACAACUCAAGGGUUCAGCGGCGGGUAAAGGAGUGAGCAACGGUUCCUAUAAGGGUCAGCGGCUCUUCACCUGCCCCGAAGCCUGUGCCCUCUUCCUCCCGGUCAGUGACAUCAGUUUCCGCCACUGGUCUAGAAAUGGCUGUGAUCCACAGGAGCGACCCCGCGAGCGAGAGCACCAGCGCAUCAGUAAUAAUCACCCCAGCAAUGGGCACCAUAGCAACAACAGCCGCUCAAAUUAUCAUCAUCAGCAGCAGCAGCAGCAGCAGCAGCAGCAUAGUCGUCACAUUAGUUUCCACCAGCAUCGUCCCAGCAGCCCUCCUCAGGCGCAGGCUUAUGGCAUCCUCUCUCGAACAGCUGAGUCGGCGCCCAUCACUGCUCAAAACCAGACCCAGGUCCGAGGCCCUGUGUCACCCCCACCAUUCCAUGUUGGCCAGCGGGUGUGUUUCCCCCUGAACGACAUAGUCUAUAGCGGGGAGGCGCGCUUCUGUGAUCUCCUGCCUGGCCGGCCCUUGACAGGGAUGUACGUCGGCAUUCUGCUGGACGAUCCUGUUGGUAACUGGGACGGGCAUUACAAGGAAGAGAGGCUCUGCCACAUUCCUUCCCAAGCCUAUGGACUAUUACUGCCAAUCACCAAGGUUUCCUCAGAGCCAAAAUCUCACCGUCUUCCUCACCAAAUGCCCAAGUCCAUCCUGAGGCCAGCACCACCCCCCGUCACUAAACCAGGCCCCACAUCACCAUCCGCCCUUGCUCCCAAGGUCGCCUUGCUGCCCCCGAGCAGACCAGCACUUAAACCCCCUCCACUGCCGCCACCGAAACCCACCCAGAAACCCUUGCAUGCUCCCCCUCUCCCGCCUCUAAAACCCCGCAGUCCAACGUCGCCCACUGCUGCAGAGCAACUGCAAAACACCAACGGCGUACACGGCCCCCUCUCCCCGCUGAGGUCUCCAGAUAACCCCAGAGCCGCUGGGGAGAAUGGAGAGGCGGGACUGGAGGGUGAGCUGGAGGUGGGCUCCAUGGUUGAGGUGAACGACCCUCCCCUCUUUGGAGUUAUUUGCUGGAUUGGACGGAUCAGCGGGAUUCCUGAACCAGUGGCAGGAAUAGAGCUGGAUCAGGAGCUGUCUGCAGGAACAGACGGCAGUUACCUCGGUGAACGUCACUUCCGUUGUCCGGCCAACAAGGGGCUGUUUGUCAAGCUUCGCAACUGUAGGAGGGACUCCAGGUUCCCCGCACCUGAGACGCCUGUUAAUCAAGUGGAGCGGUGCAACUCUAUAGCCUUUGCAGAGUGGGGCAGCGAGCGUGUGGAGGAGCACACCCCUCCUGUGGACGGAGACGAGGCCAGAGAGCUCUACCACGGCUGGAAGAGAGGCAUCCAGGGUCACCUCAACUCCUGCUACCUGGACGCUACGCUGUUCAGUCUGUUCUCCUGCUGUAGUUCAGCAGACUGGGUGUUGUUUUGGCCGUCCGACCCAGACACUGACCAAAACUCCAGCCAGGCUCAAGACCUGCUGCGCUGCGAGAUAGUCAACCCCCUUCGAAGGUAUGGCUACGUGUGCGCCAGUAAGACCAUGGCCCUGAGACGACUGCUGGAGGCUGCCAACAGCGACAUGGGCUUCACCAACCAGGAGAAAGAUCCUGAAGAGUUCCUCAACAAGCUUUUCCAGCUCCUCAGAGUCGAGCCGCUCCUCAAGAUCAGAUCAAUGACUCAGGAGCCUCAGGAGUGUCACCUCUACCAGCUCUUCCCACCUACCCUCGCUCCCUCACCCUACUCGCCCUUACCCCAAUCAUCACUUGACUCCCCCAUCCCCCUCUUCUCCCCAUCGUCCAAUCGGAUGAGAGUCGCCAGCGUCCAGGCCCUGCUGGAGUCCUCCUUCCUCCACGCCGGCCUCAAGUUUGUCGAGGCUCCCUCCUGCCUCUUGCUGCUCAUGCCCAGGUUUGGGAAGGACUUCAAAAUGUUUGACGCCAUCUUGCCGACGCUCAGCCUGGACAUCACAGACCUGCUGGACGACACUCUGAGGCAGUGCAGCAUCUGUCAGGCUGUGGCUGAGUGGGAGUGUCUGCAGUGUUAUGAAGAUCUAGACAUCAUGCCCGGUCGUCUCAAACAGUACUGCCCCACCUGCAACACACAGGUCCACAGUCACAGGAAGCGGACGUCCCACAGCCCGGUGAAGGUUCGUAUUCCCAAGGGACCGUGGACCGGCCCUCUGCACUGCACUCGCCAGCGAAUGUCUCUCUUUGCUGUGACCUGCAUCGAAACCAGCCAUUACGUCAGCUUCAUCAAGCACGGCCCCCUCCCCACCGACUGGCUGUUUUUUGACAGUAUGGCAGACCGGGAAGGUGGCGAGAAUGGCUUCAACGUGCCCCGGGUGAAGGCGUGUCCUGAGGUGGGUCGCUACCUCAGCCUAUCGGAGGAGGAGUUGAGCAGAGUGGACGCCGCCUCUUUACAGGAGCCCGCCCGCCGCCUGCUCUGUGACUCCUACAUGUGUCUGUACCACAGCCCCGAGCUCAGCCUGUACAAGUGAUGUGUACGGUCAACACAGACACAGAUCCGACAUGCUGUACAGCUGAUUCAGACACGUGGUCCUCAGGUUCUUCGUCUUAUAUCACUGUCGGAAGAAAACAUUGCACUCACAAAAUAUUAACUUUUUUUUCUUGAGAUUAACAAAAACCACUCUUGAACAAACAAAUGUUCAAACAUAAUCUCUUAGUAUUUUUCUGGUGUUGUACAAAAAGAGCAAAUACAUGUCAUUUGUGCUUUUCAGGAUAGGGAGUCUUAACUUGUCAAACUGAAUGCAAAUAAUUAUUUAUUGUGCAGAAGACAGAAUGUUUUUCAUUUAGAUUGGUUAGAAGAGUCUUUGAGGACUCUGGUAAUAUAUGAAAAAUGAAAAUAAGUGCUAAAAUACUGAACAGAGCCUCAGAAUUACAUAUAAUAUCUUCAGACAAAAUAAAAGUGUGGCAGUCAUCCAAAUUGACUUGAGAACGGCAGUAUGACCCACAUCAUCUAAUAUGCUGAAUGAACAAAUUGCCUGUAGUGUAUUGUUGGUUUAGGAGCUUUAUACACUCAUGAACUUGGUGGUAAAUCAGUCUGAUGGGUGUCAGUAUUGAUCUUUAUAGCUGAGUUUACCUGUGCCUUAAUAAUGCUCACACACCUUACAGAACCACUGUGCCUGUAACCUAUAACACACAAACACUUUACACUUCAAUUUGCACUGCUUCAUUUACAUGUCAGUGUCUGUAUAUAAUAGCAUUGCCUUAAACUGACUGUAAAGAUUGCACCCAGAUGUUUAAACUUUUGAAUUGUUUAUGGGUUGUUUAAUGUAAAACAGCUGUAAACAAUGAGGAUAAUGUCCCAGAUAAUAAAAUAUUUCAUACUCUUCUA